ACAACCCGCGCGACGCCGCCGCGGUGCAGGCUGGGAAGAGUGUCUUUGGCUUCUUCUGCGUGAGGGCAGGUAGGCAGCGCGUGCUGUGAGCCUCUCUCCCCCUCGGGAUGGCAGCUUUCCGCGAAUUCGGCCUGGCGCCCUGGCUGGUGGCCCAAGCGGAGCAGCUGGGCCUCAAGAGGCCUACUCCGGUGCAAGAAGCCUGCAUCCCUCCCGCUCUCCAAGGUCGCGACUGCAUGGGAUGUGCCAAGACAGGGAGUGGGAAGACAGCUGCGUUCGUGCUGCCGAUCUUGCAGAAACUCUCGGAAGAUCCUUAUGGUAUUUUUUGUUUGGUCCUGACGCCGACUAGAGAACUGGCUUACCAGAUAGCCGAACAGUUCCGUGUUCUCGGGAAGCCGUUGGGCUUAAAAGAUUGCAUCAUUGUUGGUGGAAUGGACAUGGUGGCCCAGGCCUUGGAGCUUUCUCGGAAGCCUCACAUUGUCAUCGCCACCCCCGGCCGGCUGGCCGAUCACCUCCGGAGUUCCACUACCUUCAGCCUUCAAAAGAUCACGUUUUUGGUGCUGGACGAAGCCGACCGCUUGCUGGAGCAGGGCUGCACGGACUUCACGCAGGACCUGGAGGUGAUCCUGGGUGCUGUGCCAGCCGCCAGGCAAACGCUCCUCUUCAGCGCCACCCUCACCGACACGUUGAACGAGCUCAAGCAAGUCGCCAUGAACAAGCCCUUCUUCUGGGAGUCUCCGUCGGAAGUGCGGACGGUGGAAGAACUCGACCAACGCUAUCUGCUGGUGCCGGAGAAGGUCAAGGACGCCUACCUCGUCCACCUGGUCCAGACGUUCCAGGACGAGCACGAAGACUGGUCCAUCAUCAUCUUCACCAACACCUGCAAGAACUGCCAGGUCCUGAACAUGAUGCUGAAGAGGUUCAACUUCCCCUCGGUGGCUCUGCACUCAAUGAUGAAGCAGAAACAACGCUUCGCGGCUCUGGCCAAGUUCAAAUCCAGCGUCUACAAGAUCCUCAUAGCGACCGAUGUGGCUGCCAGAGGACUUGACAUCCCCACGGUCCAAGUGGUCAUCAACCAGAACACUCCAGGGCUCCCCAAAAUCUACAUCCAUCGGGUAGGCCGGACUGCCCGUGCAGGUCGGCACGGCAUUGCCAUCACCCUGGUGACACAGUACGACAUUCAUCUGGUCCACGCGAUCGAGGAACAGAUCAAAAUGAAGCUCCAGGAGUUCUCCGUAGAAGAACGGUCCGUCCUGAACAUCCUCACCCAAGUGAACGUGGUGCGGCGAGAGUGUGAGAUUAGAUUAGAGGCCACCGAUUUUGACGAGAAGAAGGAAAUCAACAAGCGGAAGCAGAUGAUCCUAGAAGGAAAGGAUCCGGACCUGGAGGAGCAGCGGAAGGCUGAACUAGCCAAGAUCCGGAAGAAGAACGGCGAGUUCCGCAGCAGGGUCCAGCAGACUUUGAGGGAGAAGAAGCAGCUGCAGCUGCGGCGGAAGCUGCAGAAGAAAAUGCGGCGGCGGCGGCAGAAACAACAGCCGGUAGCGACUGAGUAGCAUCUUCCGGGCCUCCCAUCCCGGUGUCCUAGGGUUAGGGGCAACAGAUUGGACCGUGUGUCACCAUUUUUUAAUCGGAUGCUUGGAAGAGGAUGCUCCUACCCCUUUUCUCCAGCCAGAAAGGACAAUCUUGUGGAAACCCUCUGCCAUGGAGUCACAGCUGGAAGUCUUCCCGUGGAAGCGUUUGGGGCUUGGGAGUCUUCACGAGAACUGCUGGCCGGUGGGAAUAGAGAGGGACCCUGGAAUCGUCAGGAAAAGAGACUUGAAAACGGAACAGCGGCCGCCUGUCUUCAAACGCCAGACAUCUCUUUCUUUGCUUGCCUAGCCCAUCGGCUUGCUUGUCCCUGCUGCUAUCUCGAGUUUGCGCCGGGAAACCAGUUUGUUUUAAUUUGGCCUUUGACCAUUUUGUGGCAAGGCCCGGUGCCCACAGGGUCAAAAAAGAUUGGGGACCACUGGACUAAAAAACCACUGAAGGGGACGAGACCACCGGUCUGACUUGGGAUGAGAAAGCAAAAAGAAAAGCAUCUCACUGAGAAUAAAUAGAGUAUGAAUAUAACGGUA
This is a messenger RNA of Heteronotia binoei (common prickly gecko), 2111 nucleotides long. RefSeq names its product DEAD-box helicase 49 (gene DDX49). The record is from RefSeq and is a predicted model, not a curated record. The transcript has 13 exons. Gene Ontology annotation, molecular function: nucleic acid binding; RNA helicase activity; ATP binding. The coding region runs from base 108 to 1550 and encodes 480 amino acids. Lineage: Eukaryota; Metazoa; Chordata; Lepidosauria; Squamata; Gekkonidae.